UCGACUUUUGCUUGGUUGGUUGUUCUUAUCGUUGUUGGCUUGUUGCUUCCUCUACCUUUGUUUCUGUUGUUGCAGAAGAGCGGAGACGACGAUUUCCGACCGAUCUCUUCUGCAACAACCGGCUUCUUCUUUUCGUCAAUGCUGCUGUUCUGCGCAUCUCUCUAUUCAGUUUCAGGUUGAAAUGCGGGUCAACGAUUCAGGAUUUCCCCCACCAGAUAUUUCAUUCGAGGAUCAUAGAGUUCUCUUCAAACUAUAUUCCAGAAAUGAAUAUUUGGUCACACACGCUUGGAAUUUAAUCUGAAUUGCCAACUGUCUUCUCUGAGAUAAUUCCAUUGACCGCGGUUGAGAAAAUUAUGGUUGUCAUUACCUGUAAAAAGGACAUCAGCACAUACGUGCUGCAAAUGACAGGGAUGGGGACUUAUUCCUUGAGGGUCCUGCCUUGAUCAUCAACUAGCUUGGAAGUUUACCCAACAGACAUUUCAAAGACACUGAUCUGCAGCACAUUUUUGUGGCUGAUUAAGAAUUAAUAUAUGAUCUUUUAAGAGAGGUUGUCAUCUCAUGAAGACAAUAUCACUUGUUAUUGGAACUAAGUAAUCAUAAUGGGUGGCUGUGUAUCAGCACCAAGGAAAAGAAUUAGACCCCGGAGAAAGUACUGUCAUAGAUCCUGCAAAUGCCGUGGAAAGAUUUCUGCUUGUGUCCCUGAUGUACCCACUAAAAGGCUUAGUGAUACAGGAAAUCAUGUGACAGAUUUUUCUGUAAGCAAAUUUGUUCAUGUGGAUUUUGACAAGGGUGCAACAACCAAAUGCAGGAGAUCCGAGGUUUCCAAUUUGACAUUCCAUCACACCCAGGUGCAGUGGCAUCACAGUCAAUUUGAUGGAAACGUUAUAUGCCAAGAAGACGCGUGGUAUGAUUCUCUCAGUAUUCUUGAAUCAGACUCUGAUGAUGACUUCAUUAGUGUGCAUGGAGACUGUUUCCCUUCUGUGGGAAAUGCAGUUGGGAACAUCUCAAACACCCAAGUGCUUCAGUAUGAGGCUGCAUCAUGUUAUGUUGAUACUGGGUGUAAAUAUGAGGGAUUCUAUGAAAGUUACCUGAAAAUAGAUGCAGGUAAAUCUGUGAACAAAGAGGAAUACAAUGAAGCAGAUGGAUUUGCAGUUGUAAGCGCCCAAGGUUAUGAGCUUUCUUACUUAGGGAAGGCCAAUGGUGUCUGCACAAAGAGGAAUAAAGUACUAGAUGAUCCGUAUGAAAGUUUUAAUGGUCUAAAGGAGGAUAAACAAGAUUCUGAAGUAAAAACUCAAGAAAGCACUUUGAAGUCUUGUUUACCUCGGUUGGUUACUACUGUCAGUUUCAAUGACAAGAAUCACCCUCCAUCAAGUCCAGGCCCACAAUCGCAAAGGAAGAAGUCAGCAGUUGUCAAGCUUUCUUUUAAGAGGAGAUCCUAUGAUGGAGAUGAAAUGACUAAAUUUUGUUCUUCGAAGAGAAUCUUAUAUCGUCCCAGAGCCGGACUUCUGAUUCCACAUUCAACGGGAGAGAAGCCAACGCCAGGAUGUUGGUCCUCUGUCUCACCUUCAGUCUUUAAGCUUCGCGGAGAAAACUAUUUCAAAGAUAAACGGAAAUCCCCAGCUUCUGACUGUAGUCCGUAUACCCCAAUUGGUGUUGAUUUAUUUGUAUGCUCAAGAAAGAUAAAUCAUAUUGCCCAGCACCUUGAGCUCCCCUCGGUGAAAGCACAUGAGAAAGUACCGUCACUCCUCAUCAUUAAUAUUCAGAUACCUACUUAUCCUGCUGCCAUGUUUCUUGGCGAAAGUGAUGGGGAAGGGAUGAGCCUUGUAUUAUAUUUUAAAGUUUCUGAGAAUUUUGACAAAGAGAUAUCACCUCAUUUUCAGGAUUGCAUCAAGAGAUUUGUUGAGGAUGAAAUGGAAAAGGUUAAAGGGUUUCCAAAGGAAUCCACAGUUCCUUUUAGAGAAAGACUAAAAAUCAUGGCUGGUUUGGUUAACCCAGAUGACCUUAACUUAAGUUCUACUGAGAGGAAGCUCUUACAUGCUUACAAUGAAAAGCCAGUGUUGUCUCGUCCUCAACACAAUUUCUACAGGGCUUCCAAUUACUUCGAGAUAGACCUGGAUAUACACCGCUUCAGCUACAUAUCUAGGAAGGGACUUGAAGCAUUUAGAGAACGUUUGAAAGAUGGGGUAGUUGACCUGGGUUUAACUAUUCAGGCUCAGAAACCAGAGGAACUGCCGGAGCAAGCCCUGUGCUGUGUGAGAUUGAACAAAAUCGAUUUUUUAAAUCACGGCCAGAUACCUACAAUUAUGACAAUUGAUGAUGAUUAGUUUUGGAGAGUGAGAUGUCAGGGCUCGCAUUAGAAGUCAUGAGGCAGUGUUGAUGGAGGGGUGAAGAAAGUCCACCUCUGCAAACAUUUGGACUUGCACUUCCAGCC
Molecule: messenger RNA, 2431 nt
Organism: Telopea speciosissima
Lineage: Eukaryota; Viridiplantae; Streptophyta; Magnoliopsida; Proteales; Proteaceae
Exons: 12
Coding region: 600-2324 (574 amino acids)
Source: RefSeq, a predicted model, not a curated record